Molecule: messenger RNA, 2247 nt
Organism: Aspergillus fijiensis CBS 313.89
Lineage: Eukaryota; Fungi; Ascomycota; Eurotiomycetes; Eurotiales; Aspergillaceae
Product: DEAD/DEAH box helicase
Exons: 10
Coding region: 1-2247 (748 amino acids)
Molecular function (GO): ATP-dependent chromatin remodeler activity; ATP binding
Source: RefSeq, a predicted model, not a curated record
AUGCCUGCGCUAGUGGACCUGCUGAAACAAAAUCGUGUCAGAUUGGUCGGCACACUGUUCGCCGCUCUACUCGGUAAAGAUGCUGGGACUAGGGAAUGUCAGAAACCAGAGCUGAGAGUUAUUGUGUACGGAAGUAACAAUGACAAAGAUUCGGUCGGGACUUGCUUAUCGGACGCAGGCAUGUACCUGCAACAUCCCACAAGCGUGGAGUAUGACCCCAGAUUUCCAUAUGUGAACCCACAGUAUCUUCUGCGACCUGGGAGUGAAAUGCCUCGAAUCGAUGAACUCAGGAUUUCCGACGAUGAGCAGGGCUCGCAGGUUUCGGAGAGGUUGAAUGAAGGGGUCAAGAGUGAGCUAUUCCGGAUUCUCGACACGGCUAGCACCUAUGAUGGGUUCUAUGAAGCUUGCUCCAGUCCAAGGUUGGCGUCGAUUCUGAAACCUCACCAGGAAGUGGCAAUGGCAAUGAUGAUGGAAAGGGAGUCCGGAAAACUGGACGGUCUGAAGUUCCCUUCCAUCUGGGAAGGAAUUGAGGGCCACAAGUACCCGCUGACUGGUGGCAGAUACCGGCAUAGAAUCACGGGGGCUAUCGACACAGACCCUAGACCGAUGCGUGGCGGAAUCCUUGCGGAUGACAUGGGCUUGGGAAAAACACUGAGUCUUCUAUCAUUACUUUGCUGCUCCCUCGAUGCCAUAGAUUGUCUACAAUUACCUCUCGACAGCCCUCGGGCGACUCUGAUCAUUACACCGAAGAGCACUAUUCCGGGCUGGGAGAAACAGAUCAAAACACACAUCAAACAUAACCAACUUCGGUACUUCAUAUACCAUGGCGCAAACCGAGGCAAAGUCAAACCUUCCCUGAUACGCGAGUACAAUAUUGUCAUUACAACGUAUGAUACCAUACGCCAGGAUUGGCGGACAAAGGAUGGUUUAAGCAUAGAGACUUGGUAUCGCAUAGUUCUAGAUGAAGCACAUCGUAUCCGAAGCCGGUCCUCACAGGUGUUCAAGGCGGUGAGCUCCCUGAAAGCGCACGUUCGAUGGUGUCUCACCGGCACGCCAAUCCAAAACUCUAUCGACGAUUAUGGUGCCCUCUUGAGCUUCAUGCAAAUGCCGGUCCUGGAGACUAAGUCCGCAUUUGAUUAUUGGAUUGCUUCGCCGGUGAAGCGCCAGCAACCGGGCUAUAUCCAGACACUCCAAGCGCUCGUGGCUGCCACAGCUUUCCGGCGGACCAAGAAGACGCUCGAUUCCGCCCUUCAGCUGCCGAAAAAGGUUGAAAAAACCGAAUUGGUUCACUUAACGGCCGCAGAUCGGGAAAUAUAUGACUAUUUCAAAGCGAAAGCAUCCAAGACGGCAGCGAAGCUUUCUGGUGAGGCUCAGGAUCCUGGAAAACAAGCCGGUGCAGAUACGACCCUUGCACUGAUUAACAUCCUGCGGCUAAUAUGCGAUUAUGGUGAGCGCUUACUACCUAAACCCGCGCUCGAGCUAUGGCGCAAUCGAUACAGAGAUGCAGAUGCGGUUAUUACCAAAUCUUGUGAAAGUGUAGGCUUGAAUGAGGAAGACUUUGCCUCCGACAAUCGAAGCUCACCGGCUCGUGUUGAAGCUGUUGGUGGCAGUGCCAAGCCUGGGGGCGUGUAUGAUGCUGCGGAAUGUACAGCUGACACUCCUGCUCAAAUGCCGAUGGAGGAAUGUCACGAGUCUUCUUUUGACUUAUCUCCGAAGAUGAUAGCAUUACUCAAGAACUUGGAAAGGGAACAACGAGACACAUCGCAAUCAGGUCUGAGGCCUGUAAAAAGUGUGGUUUUCAGUCAGUGGACCAAGAUGCUAGAUCUGAUAGCUACGGUUCUCCACUCCAAUAACUAUAACUAUGUUCGUCUCGAUGGAGGGUCGACUUUAACGGAUCGCCGGCUAGCGCUUGAGCGACUCACGAGGGACGAGAGCUGCACGGUGAUGCUGGCCAGUAUUGGCAGUGCCGGAGAAGGCAUCAACCUGACAGCAGCCAACUCCGUCCACAUUAUGGAGCCUCAUUGGAACCCCAUGCUAGAGGCACAGGCAGUUGACAGAGUUCAUCGAAUAGGCCAGUCUCGCGAAAUUUCGGUCACAAGAUAUCUCGUUGCCAACUCCAUUGAGGAUUACGUUCGUUGGGUCCAGGAAGACAAGCUAGCAGUCAUCCACCAGUCGUUGGCUUCCGUUCCAACGUCACAGGCAGAUCUUGACCAUAGGCGGUGGAAGGUAUGUGGGGUAUUGUUUUAG